This is a messenger RNA of Phlebotomus argentipes, 1600 nucleotides long. Its product is annotated as venom serine carboxypeptidase-like. The coding region runs from base 135 to 1556 and encodes 473 amino acids. Gene Ontology annotation, molecular function: serine-type carboxypeptidase activity. The transcript has a single exon. The record is from RefSeq and is a predicted model, not a curated record. Lineage: Eukaryota; Metazoa; Arthropoda; Insecta; Diptera; Psychodidae. Gene Ontology annotation, biological process: proteolysis.
AUUGCUGAAUUGCUACAUCAUCAAAUUAACUACUUCUCCCUGUUAUUCAACUUCUUUGUUUGAAUGUGAUAUAACUAACGCAAUUGACAGUGUCAGAAGCAGUCACAAUUCUCUAAAUCAACUCAGACGCCAGGAUGAGGAUUCAAUCAAGUGUUCUCUUCUACGUUUGUUUGUUAUUUGCCUCAGUGUGUGCUCAAUUCCACAAUCCAUAUCCCAAAAUCAAGUCCCACACCCCGAAAGACAAUGAAGACACUGGAGAGCCUCUCUUUCUCACGCCCCUGAUCGAAGCCGGGAAGAUAUCAAUGGCACAAAACUUAUCUUUCGUCACUCAUGCAAAACUGGACUGGAUCGAGAGUCACGCAGGCUACUUUACAGUGAACAAGAAGUAUAAUUCCAACAUGUUCUUCUGGUUCUUCAGGGCACAAAACGACAAAGACAAUGCCCCAGUUGUUCUCUGGCUUCAAGGCGGACCAGGAGCUUCAUCGCUAUUUGGUCUCUUCAGCGAAAAUGGCCCCUUCUCCGUCACUGAAGAUCUCGAUUAUCCGCCCAGGAAAUACUCCUGGCACAUGCACCAUAAUCUAAUUUACAUUGACAAUCCAGUUGGAACAGGAUUCAGCUUCACGGACAACGAUUUGGGCUAUUCGACAAGUGAGACGUCCGUUGGAGAGAAUCUCUACGAGACUAUGCAGCAAUUCUUUAAGCUAUUCCCAGAGUUGAGAAAAAAUCCCUUCUACAUCACUGGAGAAUCCUAUGCAGGAAAAUACAUACCAGCAUUGGGCUAUCAAAUUCACCAUCAGAAUCAAGUGGCCGACAAUGAAGUGAUCAAUUUAAAAGGAAUGGCAAUUGGUGAUGGUUUCUCAGAUCCACUUCAUCAGCUCAAUUAUGGCGAUUAUCUGUAUCAAAUUGGACUGAUUGAUGACAAUGCGAAGAAUCUCUUUGCGAAAUACCAAAGAAGUGCUGAGAAGCUAAUAGAAAACGGUGAUUACACCGCAGCCUUUCUACUCAUGGAUCGCCUAAUUGACGGAGACAACGGACAGAAUUCUCUCUUCCAAAACCUCACAGGUUUAGUCCAGUACUACAAUUAUCUCAGCACUCUCACCGACGAUGGGUCUGCUGCAAUGGCCAAAUUGAUUGGAAAUGCUGAGAUGAGGAAAGCCAUUCACGUGGGAAAUCUCACAUUCCACGGCUUGGACGAAAACAAAGUGGGAACCUUUCUCAUCCGGGAUAUCAUGAAAUCUGUAGCGCUUUGGAUCGGCGAAUUGCUAUCCUACUACCCUAUUGUCUUCUACAGCGGACAGCUGGACAUAAUCGUGGCCUAUCCGCUCACUGUAAACUAUCUGCAGCAAUUGGAUUUUAAGGAUCACGAUCAAUACUUGGCGGCUGAGAGGCGCAUUUGGCGAGUGGAUGGUGAGAUUGCGGGAUAUGUGAAGGAAGCGGGGAACUUGAUAGAGAUUCUAGUGAGAGACGCUGGCCACAUGGUUCCACUGGAUCAGCCCAAAUGGGCCUUGGAUCUCCUUCUCCAUCUCACUCACGGAAAGCACUACUCAGCACAAUAGAGUUGUACAGACAAGAAGGGCAAUAAAUACCUUGUUGAUGCAGA